Messenger RNA from Melanotaenia boesemani (Boeseman's rainbowfish), 1377 nucleotides. Its product is annotated as major histocompatibility complex class I-related gene protein-like. The coding region runs from base 105 to 1118 and encodes 337 amino acids. The record is from RefSeq and is a predicted model, not a curated record. Gene Ontology annotation, biological process: immune response. NCBI's taxonomy places the organism in Eukaryota, Metazoa, Chordata, Actinopteri, Atheriniformes, Melanotaeniidae. Gene Ontology annotation, cellular component: external side of plasma membrane. The transcript has 7 exons.
GGCGGGGCCAGUGCAGCGUCUACGUCUUCAAAUAGUUUUCUAAUACUCUGAGUCUUACCCAAGUCAGUCGGCUCUGCUCAAACUUAUAUUUCUACUUUAACAAAAUGAAGAUUUUAUUUGUGAUCCUCAUUUUCUGUCAAGUUGUUUCUUCAGUGAAAUACGCCCUGAAAUAUUCCCUUACCGGCACUUCUGGAAUCCCAGAGUUUCCAAAGUUUGUGGCUGCUGCAACAGUAAAUGAAGUUCAGGUGGUUUACUGCGACAGCAGCAUCUACACAGCUGAACCCAAACAGGACUGGAUGAGGAAAUUGUUUAGGGAUGACCCCCAGCACCUCAAGUGGUAUUCUGAAACAUGUCUUCACUAUCAGGAUUUCUUCAGGACCAACAUUGAUGACCUGCGGCGUCGUUUAAAUGAAACUAGAGGUCUGCAAAUCUUACAGAAGAUGGAUGGCUGCUCAUGGGAUGAUGAAACUGGAGAAAUCAAAGGGUUUAAUCAGUACGGCUACGACGGUGAAGACUUCAUAUCUUUGGACCUGCAGACACUGACAUGGACUGCUCAUGUAAAGCAGGCUGAUAUCAUUAAACAGAAAUGGGAUGCUGACAAGGCCAGAUUAGAAAACAAUAAAGAAUAUUACAUCAGCUUGUGUCCUGAGCUGCUAAAGAAGUAUUUGAACUAUGGGAAGAACUCUCUGCAGAGAACAGAGCGUCCCUCGGUGUCCAUCCUCCAGAAGAGUCCCUCUUCUUUAGUCACCUGCCACGCCACAGGUUUCUACCCAGACACAGCUGACUUGUACUGGAGAAAAGAUGGAUAUGGGUUUCAUGAGGGUGUGGACAAAGGAGAAAUCCUCCCCAACCCUGAUGGGACCUUCCAGAUGAGUACUGAGCUUAAUAUUUCAUUAAUUUCACCUGAAGAGUGGAGGAAGUAUGACUGUACGUUUCAGCUGUCUGGUGUAGAAGAUGUCAUUACCAAACUGGAAGAAACGGUGAUCAGGACAAACUAUGUUCCACCUUCAACGUUUCCAGUCGGUCCUGUUGUUGGAGCUGUGGUGGUAUUACUUGUUCUCCUCCUGGUAGUUGCUGUUAUUCUCUUUUUAAAGAAAAGAAAUGUAUCAAUCAUCUGAUUAGUAUUCCACCUUGUAAGACGGUGACACGUUUUUUCUAACAGCAGUCUGUGAAUAUUAAAGUGCUGAACACCAUCCAUGAAUCCUAGCACUCCUGCACUGAGUGUACUGCAACAACCUCUUUACCCCUAACUUCUCUAAGCUCUUUGAGUAUUGUUGAACUACAAAAUGUGAAUAAUGUACAGAACAAAUCAGUAAAGUUAUUAUAAUCUUUUAUAUUGUAAAUAAAAUUGGCUCCACUGAGUCCAGUGUUGUUAUA